AUCUCAGUUUUGGUGUUAAAAAGCUGUUUAACUGCCUACCAAGAACCAACAAACCCAAAAAAACCCCCCAACAAACCCCACCCACCUUUUCAAACCCCCUAUUCCUCACAUUCAACCUUCCAUUUUUGAAACCUCCUUGUUGACAAGCCAAAGUAGAAGAGGCUCACACUAGUUAGGUUAACAAUACCCAACAAGCUUCCCCAUUUAUUAAACCUAGCAUCUUCACUUCUCAAAACAAAAUUUUUCUUUUCUUUUUUUUAUUGAAGUUCAUCAAGAUCCCCUACACCCUUUCUUAUUAAUUAGUUUCAUGGCUAUACUCAUGGACAAGCCCGGGAUAGUUUCUUCGCUAUUCGUCGUCAUAGUCGUCGUCGGUCUCGCGCGAACAAGCGAAGGGACCUCGUACACGGUCGGCGGCAGCGCCGGCUGGGACCUCAGCGCCGACUUCGGCUCGUGGCUUCAGAACAAAACGUUCUACGUCGGCGAUGCGUUGUCUUUCCAGUACUCGAAGUAUCAUACAGUUAACGAGGUCGAAAAAGCCGACUACGACGCAUGCAACGCCACGAACGCACUUCUUACGGGCAGCGACGGGAACACGACGGUGCCGCUCACCGCGCCAGGCGAUCGGUACUUCAUCUGCGGCGUGAUAACGCAUUGUUUGGGCGGUAUGCAGCUUCCGGUGCACGUCACCGCAAACCCAUCCGCGGGCGCGCCCGUGGGCGCACCGCAGUUGUCACCGUCGCAGUCGUCGUUCUCUCCACAGGCUCCGUCUCCGGUGGUCGACGAGAGCCCGUCGGCGAACAGCGUCGAUAAUCUCCCUCCUUAUAGGGCGAUUUUUGGCGGGUCUCAUCGCAUUGGAAGGGGAUCAAUGUUCUUAGCAUGGUUGUGCACGUUUGGGGUGAUAUCAAUAAUGCAUGUUGUGAGACCUUGAAAACACAUUUUAUUUUAUUUUAAAACAGUAUCAUACUACCGCUUCAUUCAAUUGAAAAAUAAGUUAAACUACAUUGAAAAUACAUAUUACCAUUACUUUAUAUUACACAGUGAUUAAUUAAUUGUAAUUGCUUUUGGCUC
Messenger RNA from Ananas comosus (pineapple), 1068 nucleotides. Its product is annotated as blue copper protein-like. NCBI's taxonomy places the organism in Eukaryota, Viridiplantae, Streptophyta, Magnoliopsida, Poales, Bromeliaceae. The transcript is spliced from 2 exons. The coding region runs from base 308 to 928 and encodes 206 amino acids. The record is from RefSeq and is a predicted model, not a curated record. Gene Ontology annotation, molecular function: electron transfer activity. Gene Ontology annotation, cellular component: plasma membrane.